Messenger RNA from Nanorana parkeri, 1320 nucleotides. Its product is annotated as NADPH oxidase organizer 1-like. Gene Ontology annotation, biological process: superoxide anion generation. The coding region runs from base 1 to 1320 and encodes 439 amino acids. The transcript is spliced from 8 exons. Gene Ontology annotation, molecular function: phosphatidylinositol binding; superoxide-generating NADPH oxidase activator activity; protein binding. The record is from RefSeq and is a predicted model, not a curated record. NCBI's taxonomy places the organism in Eukaryota, Metazoa, Chordata, Amphibia, Anura, Dicroglossidae.
AUGAAGCAGAGCAGCAUCAAUCGGCAUCCUGUGGAGGUGGAAGCCAUCGGACUGCUGCAGCAUGCAAAGCAGAAUGCGUACAUGUUUUCUGUACUGUGGUCCGACCACAACAAGGUCCUCGUAUACCGAACCUUUGUAGAGUUUAAGAGAUUCCAGAGAGAUCUCAAGAAGAGAUUUCCGCUGGAAGCCGGAGCUGUGAAUAAGUCGGAGAGAACUCUCCCCAAACUGAAAGAUGUGCCAAGGACAUUGGCAAAGAAGAAAGAAACUAAGAGGGUCUUGGAAAGACUUCAAAAACUGGAGACGUAUUCACAGUCGGUGCUGAGGUUGGACGCCAAGAUCUCCCAGUGUGAUAUAGUUGUUCAGUUCUUCACUCUGCAGGGUCAUGACCUCAAUCCAUCAUUUCCGGAUGACAGCGUUGUCAUUAUGCCUUCUGAGAGGAAAGAGGAGAGAGUCAUCGACCUUCCACUUACUCCAAUCAUAUCCAAUCCCAUGGUCUCCCUGAGGUACUUUUGUGUAGCAGACUAUGAGACAGUGGACCUGAAGAACAGACCUUUCAAGGUGAAGAAAAAUGAGCUGCUGGAUGUGCUGCUGAAGGAAGGCUCAGGCUGGUGGCUGGUGGAGAACGAAGAUCAGCAAAUUGCUUGGUUCCCAGCACCUUAUCUCCAGGAAGACAUGAACCAUGCAGAUGGUGAAAACACCAAGGAACACCAAGAGGAAGGUAUCCUUUGCGUGGUGAUAAAGGGCUACGAGGCUCAGAACUCUGAUGAACUCAAUGCCAUGAUCGGCGUGGUGGUGAAAGUCUUGAGAAAGUCAGACAGCGGAUGGUGGCUGGUCAGCUACAACAGAAGGACAGGCUACAUCCCAUCUCUUUAUCUAAAGCCUUACACAAACCCCUGUGAGAAGCUCCAGAAUAUCCUCAGCAAGGAACACUAUAUGUCUUCCCCCAACCUGUUUGGAAAUGUGUAUUCUUUUCCCCACCACCAACCAUCACUGAAUGAUCAGAAGCGGAAUGGGAGCACGUUGGCGGAGAGAUUGAGGAGCCAGUCGCUGGGAUCUGAGGCCAGAUCAGAUGCAGAUUCCGAUAUAGACAGUAUGACAGGGAGCAGUGGUAGACUGAAUUCUUCAAACAGCAACAGCUCGUCUCUGAAUACCUCCAACUUAUCACUACCAGAGUCAACAUCCUCAUCUGUUCUGCCCAAAGUUCCUCCUAGACCCAACCCAGAUCAAGUCAUACAAAAGUGCAGCACCGUCACCAAGAAGAAGCUGCAGAGGUCAGUAGGAAGUCUGGAAAAUUCGGACACCUCUGGGACCAAACUCUAA